AUGCCACGUCCUUUAAGAUCGAGUUGUGAUCGUUGUCACUCGCAGAAGCUCAAAUGUCCGAAGCAGCCUGGAGUUUCAACCUGUACAAGAUGUCUCAAGGCCGACGCCACUUGUAUUUUCAGCCCGGCCGGACUUAGCACUCGACGCGCGCUACCGGCCUCUAAUUUUACCUACUUGAACAGCGACCUGGAUAUGAAUAUGCAGUUUGACUGGCCUCCUUUGGAAUUUGAAAAUACUUUAGUUACUCCCCCAGAAGUUCCCCAAGAAUCCCUACGAGAUCAACAAGUUCCAGAUCAACCAGUUGAACAAUCAGAGCCAGCUUCUCAGGAUCCGCGGUCAACCUGUGUUAAAAGGUUACCUGAGAUCAUCAUCGCGCGGUGCAAUGGCAGAAGUGCUAAGAACGAGGACUAUGAUAGCGAUGAGGAAGACCUGAGAAAUGGUGUUCCUACUACAUACUCCCAGCACCGUGGCGGUCAGUUCACCCCGGAUAUGAAGACAACAGUUGCCGAAAGGCAUGAUGAACUAAUAUGCCGUAAGAGUGAACUACAGGGGGAGCUAUACACCGCAAAGCAGCGGUACCUCGACGCGCGCGACUGGUUUAUUAACGCCUCUAACCCGCAAUGGGAUGCGAAAAAGUGCUUCAAAUACCGGCAACUGGAGGACAACUACGUAGACCUAACGCGCUAUGCUCCUCAGCUUCGGGGAAAGCGUAUCCGUGCCGAUGGCGGUGCAGAAAAGCGGGAGUUGGGAUAUGAACACGCGCCGUUCUCGCAUAUGGACGUUGUCGAAUGCUAG
Messenger RNA from Daldinia childiae, 795 nucleotides. RefSeq lists its product as uncharacterized. Gene Ontology annotation, biological process: regulation of DNA-templated transcription. Bases 1 to 795 code for a protein of 264 amino acids. Gene Ontology annotation, molecular function: zinc ion binding; DNA-binding transcription factor activity, RNA polymerase II-specific. NCBI's taxonomy places the organism in Eukaryota, Fungi, Ascomycota, Sordariomycetes, Xylariales, Hypoxylaceae. The transcript has 3 exons. The record is from RefSeq and is a predicted model, not a curated record.